This is a messenger RNA of Bactrocera dorsalis (oriental fruit fly), 6956 nucleotides long. RefSeq names its product dorsal-ventral patterning protein tolloid (gene tok). Gene Ontology annotation, biological process: proteolysis. The transcript is spliced from 14 exons. Gene Ontology annotation, molecular function: metalloendopeptidase activity; zinc ion binding; calcium ion binding. The coding region runs from base 786 to 5924 and encodes 1712 amino acids. NCBI's taxonomy places the organism in Eukaryota, Metazoa, Arthropoda, Insecta, Diptera, Tephritidae. The record is from RefSeq and is a predicted model, not a curated record.
CUUCUGAACAAAUUUCAGUCGAGUUUCAGCAGCCGAGUGCGACGGAUGAUAAAACGUAGAAACGGAAACGGAAAACGGGCCAAUAAUUGAAUAUAACUAUGCUAAUACCCAUUUAGUGUGGCGAAAAUCGUUCAAGUGGGGCUACAUACAUAUGUAUGUGUUGAAGUGGAUAUGUAGCACGAGUGUUUUAGUGAAGUAUCAUUCAUACCUAGGUGAGCAUUCAUGCGGAUGCUUUCAAAUUGUGAGUGUGUGCAAGCAUGUAACGGAAAUGCUUACGGCGCCAUUUUAAUAUCUCCUGGUGCAUCAGUUGAAUUUGAAAAGUGAAAAUUUAAAAGUGCCUGAUACGAGUAUCGUGAGUGAAAUUGGAAACUCUACCAGCAUAAUUAUUUGAUUUCUGUAAACAAUCGACUGCUGCUAUAUACACUUGUAAAUAGCGCAUUGUUGCUAUUUACUGUGCAUACUAUUAUAUAUAACUGUAUACAUGUAAAGAGCAAUGCCUUUCUAUGAGAGUCAACUAUCAAUAAAUAACGGCAAUUAAGCGAAUAUUGACGCAAGCAACAUUUAAAAUUGCUGCAAUGAAAGAUUGAACAGCGACCAAGAUGGCUGAUUAUGAAAAAUAAUACAAAAUUGUUAUUCGUAGUAAAACAAAUAUUGUAAAAAGAUAAUUGCGGCAACUUUAAUUCAAUUUGCUCAAACAAAUAUAAGCGAAAAGUAAAUAGUCAAAAUUUGUAAAUUCGGUUUCGGGAAAAAGACAUUAAUUAUUCGUAUUCGGAAGGGUGUGUAAGAUGUUAAACAUGCCGCGAAAACCGGUGAACACAAAUGAAGCCAAAAGUAGAUUACCAUUGCGAAUAAGUGCAUUUAAUGGCGGAAGCGGAUAUGGCCGUGGGAGCCUGUUGAGCUGCUCCCACUAUACCCUGCUGCUGGCGACCGCAAUUUUAGUCUUAAUCAGUGCCCAUGCCAAGAGCGCACUACUAUAUGACAAUAAUGAUAACAAUAGCAACGAUAAUAACAACAACAACAAUACUAACAGCAAUUUCAACAAUAUUUUUUCAACAAAGGAUGCCACCGAGCUGCCGCCACAGAAGGCUGUCCAACCAUUGUCGCCAUCUCCACCAUUUUCGCCAUUGUCUGGGAAUGUGGAUGGUAUAGAAAGACCGUUACAAUUGAGGGAAAAUGUUAUAAUUCCUGUGGACACCGUGCUCGGAGUGCAAUUUAUGGAAGAACAUCCGCACAACGCGAACAUACAGAAUCAUAAACAACGAGAGGAACAGCACAAGCAUUCCAUUCAGGAGGAGCGAAAUGGGGCGGAACAACUGUUGCAGAUAGAAUCGCAAUCACCGCACCAUCAGCACCACAGCCGCACUCAUCGCCAACAUUAUCGUGAGCACCCCCACCUCACGAUUCAGCAAAAACGUGGAGGGUUCGAGGCACAAUCACCGUCACAGUUACCAGAGGAUAUUCUGUACGAACCGGAAGUUGCUCACAUACACCAUUAUGCGCACAACAUGCUAAACAAUCAUCAUUAUCAAAGCAAAUAUACUAUUGAGGAAUUAAUGAACAUGAAAAUACAAAAUCGACUCUCUGAUGAUAUCGACAUGGACCCGUGCAAAGCCGGUGGGUUCAUGGGUGAUAUCGCCUUACCCGACAUUAAUUAUGAUGGUGACCCUAUUGUUGCACAUACUUUUGUUAUUCCAUUGAAAAAAAGACUUGAUAAUGGUGGCGGCAAUGAAAGUUCAGCCAAACAAGAUAAAUAUGAAGACGAUGACGCUGACGCCGGACAAUGGCAAUCAGAUUCUGCCACAAACAAACCAAUCACCCCCAUUAAAUUCAACGCAUCUUUUCAGCAAGAAUUGGAAAUUCUAAAGCAGGAAGUGUAUCACGAAGGAUUGCAAGUGGAAGAGGAGGGCCUAACUCAUAUAAUCCGAAAGAAAACCAAACUGCCGAGCACGCGAUUUGACUUCAAGGACAGUAAAAACGAGCUUAGUAGCAAUGAUCCGGCUUUGUCGGCCAAUGAACCGGUAAAACCCAGAAGCUUUUCUUCGAAUACAAAUUAUUUGAUGAAGAACUUGAAAAAUGAAGUUAUCACCAACAGCAAGGAUAAUAGUAAUGGAAACGGCAACCAUUAUAAACAUAACCCCGCUUAUCAACCGGUGGAUGGAUCUGUUUUUAAUGAGAAGCCAGGAAGUAGUGACAAAUCAACAGAUACCGACACGAACAAAACACAUCCACUAUCUGUAAGCCAGCAACAAAAAUUGCGUCAACGGGCUCUCAGCAGCGGGAAUGGAGGAACCGGUGGAUUAUAUACGCAACCCGGGAAGGCAACAACUUUCGACGCUAAUGGUAAAGUAGAGUCAAUUGCGCUUCAUCGAAGUGGCGAGUAUUUCGGACCAUCAGUAAGUAACGAGAGAUCGAUCGAUGCAGAAAAACUGCGCAAAAGUUUAUUUGGAAUUAGUAAUCGUAAUGUUGAUCAACGCAAAAUACAGUCGAAUACAAAAGAUAUUGAUGUGGAUGCGGGUAAUAAUUUUGUCGCUGAACGUCGUAUGGUUAUACUGCCGACGUCGUUGCCUACGCAGCGUUCGACAUUGCCAAAUGUUUAUAGUAAUGCUGGAGGUAAUGGCAUGAAACUGGACGAUGUAGAUUUUUUGCAUCCCGAAGGCCCCGUGCGACGACGACAUAGACGUGGACGCAAGCAUCGACGAAGUUCAGACUUUCGGCACACUGACUUCAACAUAAAGCUCCAACGCCUAAAGGAGGAACUCAAUCGUCCAGUUCAUACCGCUCACGAAUAUCAAACACAAGUGCACCGUGAGAUGCACUCAAUUACCAAACUCCACACACAAAAUAACAAAAAAGUUGCUAAAAUUAAAGCCGAAAACACAGAUGAUGCCAAUGCUCGGCUACUGGAACUGGAGUACGAACGACAUAACCAACAGCUGAUGACAGAAUGGCAACAACAACAUAACCAGACCAAAAAUUUCAAUUAUUCUUCACAUCAAGGCGAUGGAACGGGAGGUAUGGCUAGAAGCGUUGUCGAAGUAAACGCAAAUACGGCUGGGAAAAGUGACAACAAAGUGAAAGCAUCAUUAGAAAUGGAACUGCAAAAUGCUGAAAAUUCAAGGCUAUCAAGAAGUCGCAAUCGCAUAGUACGUGCUGUGACAGCCAAGAAGGAGCGCAUCUGGGAUUAUGGUGUCAUUCCGUAUGAGAUCGAUGGUAACUUUAGUGGCCUCCACAAGGCUCUCUUCAAACAGGCAAUGAGACAUUGGGAAAACUCCACUUGCAUCAAAUUCAUCGAACGUGAUCCGGAAAUACAUCCCAAUUAUAUUGUAUUCACGGUGCGCAGUUGUGGGUGCUGUUCAUUUGUUGGUAAACGCGGCAAUGGAGCACAAGCUAUAUCAAUCGGUCGCAAUUGCGACAAAUUCGGCAUUGUAGUGCACGAACUGGGCCAUGUCGUUGGCUUUUGGCACGAGCACACACGGCCUGAUCGCGAAAAGCACGUCGUCAUUGAGCACAACAACAUUAUGAAGGGGCAAGACUAUAACUUUAACAAACUGACCCCGGAGGAAGUUGACUCGUUGGGGCUACCGUACGACUAUGAUUCCAUUAUGCAUUAUGCGCGGAAUACGUUCUCCAAAGGUACAUAUCUGGAUACGAUACUUCCUAUUGAAGUAAAGGGUAAGAAGCGUCCCGAAAUCGGUCAACGUUUACGCUUAAGUGCCGGUGAUAUUGCACAAGCAAAUUUGCUAUACAAGUGUCCCAAGUGUGGUCGAACAUUUCAAGAAAAUACCGGUAUAUUCGCUAGUCCAUCGUACUACACAGCUGGCGCAUUAACGAACGAGACUGAGAUCUGUGAAUGGCGUAUCACAGCUACACAUGGCGAACGUGUAGUAUUGAAAUUGGAGAAUAUGAAUAUUUUUAAAUCAAACAAUUGUCAAACUGAUUACUUGGAAGUACGUGAUGGCUAUUACAUAAAAUCCCCUCUGAUUAAACGCUUCUGUGGUAAAGUAAAUGGGGAGAUUCUAAAAACGGAGUCGAGUCGCAUGCUCCUGACAUAUGUUAAUACGCAUCGGAUGGAAGGCUAUCGCGGUUUUAAGGCUGAAUUCGAUGUAAUAUGUGGUGGUGAAAUGUCUGUUGACGAUUCCGAGGGACGCCUAGAAUCGCCCAAUUACCCAUUGGAUUACCUGCCAAGCAAAGAAUGUGUGUGGAAAAUCACCGUUCCGAGAGGUUAUCAAGUGGCACUCAAAUUCCAAUCGUUCGAAGUAGAGAAUCAUGACAGUUGCGUGUACGAUUACGUCGAGGUGCGAGACGGUGCAACGGAGGACUCGCAGCUGAUUGGAGUCUUUUGCGGCUACAAACCUCCACCAAACAUGAAAUCAAGCGGCAAUGCUAUGUACGUGAAGUUCCUAUCAGAUUCAUCCGUACAAAAAGCCGGCUUCUCAGCUAUUUUCAUGAAGGAGGUGGACGAAUGCGAGACUCAGAAUCAUGGCUGCGAACAUGACUGUAUUAAUACCCUAGGUGGCUACGAGUGUAGCUGUCAUAUUGGCUAUGAGCUACAUAGCGAUAAGAAACAUUGUGAAGAUGCAUGCGGUGGUGUGAUCGAGUAUCCGAAUGGCACAAUCAGUUCACCAUCGUUCCCAGACACAUACCCGGUGUUGAAGGAAUGCAUUUGGGAAAUAAUAGCUCCACCAAAACACAAGAUAUCAUUGAACUUCACACAUUUCGAUCUCGAGGGCAAUACUCAACAGCAAACUGAUUGUGGAUAUGACUCGGUGACCGUGUAUUCAAAAUUGAGCGAGAAUCGAUUGAAGCGCAUAGGUACGUAUUGUGGCACCGCCAUCCCACCCACCGCCACAUCCGAGGGCAAUGCGCUGCGUAUUGAAUUCCAUUCGGAUAAGACUAUACAAGGCACCGGAUUCGCUGCGGUGUUUUUCACUGAUAUCGACGAAUGUUCUACCAACAAUGGCGGCUGUCAGCAUGAAUGCCGCAAUACUAUCGGCUCGUAUAUGUGCUUCUGCCACAAUGGUUAUUCGCUGCAUGAGAAUGGACACGACUGCAAGGAGGGUGAGUGCAAGCACGAAAUAUCCGCUCCUUUUGGCACCAUUUAUAGUCCGAAUUUCCCGGAUCUCUACCCGCCGAAUGCUGAUUGCGUAUGGCACUUUUCAACGACGCCAGGCCAUCGCAUCAAGUUAAUAUUCAAUGAAUUUAAUGUGGAAUCGCAUCAGGAAUGCGCGUACGACAAUGUCGCAGUGUACGAUGGUGAAUCAGAGAGCAGUUCUCUGUUGGGCCACUUUUGUGGCGACAAAAUACCUUAUCCAAUCUCGUCUACAACAAAUCAGCUGUAUAUGGUAUUCAAAACGGAUAAAAAUAAACAAAUGGCUGGAUUUACGGCAAUACACUCAACAUCUUGUGGCGGUUAUUUGCGUGCCACAAAUCAAAUACAGCAAUUCUACUCGCAUGCUCUCUUCGGCAACCGCAAUUACAACGAAAAUAUGGAUUGCGAGUGGACGAUUCAAGCACCGGCCAGCAGCAAUGUACAGUUACUAUUCCUUACAUUCGAUAUUGAGGCUAGCGAAAACUGCACUUACGAUUAUGUGCAGGUGUAUUCGGGUAUGGAGGACACCAGUGGCCCUAUGUACGGACAAUAUUGUGGCAAUACGCUUCCACAAGACAUUAUUUCACUGACGGAUUCGUUAUUGGUACGCUUUAAAACGGAUGACACAGUCACAAUGAAGGGCUUCUCCGCCUCCUAUGUAGCCGUUGAUCCAUUCGAAAAUAGUGAAGAGGAUUUCAAUUCGUACAGCGCAGAACGUGCCACUCCUUUCCCGGGAUCAUUGAAGAGUAUUUACGAAGAUUCGGAUGAAUAUGGUGACUUCAGCGAGAAUCAGUUAAUUGCACGCCCCAGGGGUCGAUAUUAUAAUAAUUUCUAAAACGCGGCCGUUCUGGCCAGUCGGUGGCAUCCUCCCAUAUUCUAUGUAACCCCUUGAGUUUGGCCAAAAGAGAUCAGGAGUAUACUGAAGAAUAAGAGAAAUAAAUUGAAACUGGGUAGGAUAAAAGGUAGACGCAAUAAAACUAUUAUGUGGAAACAUGCAUAAUUGAAAAUAAUGACAAUAGCGAAAAAUACUCGUAUCAAAUAAAAUGUAGACUUUUCAUCUUCUAAAGCAUAUCACAGGCAAAUCUCAUCAUCAAGUAAAAAAUAGUACGAAUAAAGGAGCCAAAAAUAAUAAUAUUUUUAGACUUUAUUAGGCAAAAAUAAACAUUAGAGUGUGCAAUUUUCUUAUUUAAAUUUAAAUCAAAAAUUUAGAAUUAGUGAAACUGAUAAUACAUAUGUAUGUAUAUUAUAUUAAAAACAUUAAACAAUCUAAAUUGGGGAUUUUCAAAAGAAAAUUUCAAUUGUCUUGAACACGUUUGAAAUAUUUCAAAAUUAUAAGUGAAUUUAAAAGUUGGGAAUUGUAGACGGAUGUAAUUACGUUGCAAAGACUUGCAUCGUAACUUUACUUUAAGUAUAAACAUAUUUUUAAUAAGUAUUUAGAGCGCCCGAAUAUAUAGAAUGUAUUUAUGAAACAAGUAUAUUUUAGAAAUAUAAAGUAUAUCUACAAAUUGUCGGCAACUUUUACAAAAAUACAUGGUAUUGUCAUAUAAACGAGUUAUGUAGGAUUAUCUAAGAUAAUUGCAUUUAUAAAUAGCGUACAAUCGAUCCUAAAUUAUAUAUAUAUUUUCCUUGUUCUUUGUAGAUGUUAUCGAUAUAUUAUAUAACCAAUCAUAUCUACUUUAUAUCGUUCAUGUAAUGAAAUAUAAUAUUUAUACAAACAAAUACAAUAAUAUCGAAAUAUUAUGUAUACAUACAUACAUAUACAUAUAUGUAGGCAUAAAACCUCUUCUAAAAACUUAUUUGUGUUAAAUAGAAUAAAUUGCAAUCAAAUUGGUUGCCAAAUAAAUUCAUAGAAACCAGAACGAAACGA